This is a messenger RNA of Protopolystoma xenopodis, 373 nucleotides long. The record is from the annotation of a GenBank genome assembly. NCBI's taxonomy places the organism in Eukaryota, Metazoa, Platyhelminthes, Monogenea, Polystomatidea, Polystomatidae.
GUUCUUCCUUUAUCUGUUCAAAUCACCUCUAUCUGUGGCAACGUGCUCAGUCGUACCUUAUCCGGUGGACGCGCGGAGCGCAACGAGGCUUUGCUUUUGCAUACAUUCACAGAGCAUGGCUUUCUUGUGCCCGACCCUGUUGGACCUAGCUUCUCUCGCAAGGGAAUCGGUAAACAGGAUCCCGGUGGCCAGGAUGAAGUUUUGCCAGAGCUCAGCACACUUGAACAUCUGCCGUCGGAAUCUACCUCAUCGUCUCUUAGUGCUCCUGCUAGCGGUCGGAGAAAGCCAGCCUACGCGGGCGGCAUGGUGCUGGAGCCGAAAAAGGGUCAAUAUCGAAAUGUUGUUGCUUGUCUUUUCUGAAUCCACUGCCUGA